AUAAGCGACCUUGUCUAGUCCUUCAGCAACGUACCUAAAUAUAUUUUAUGUCACGCAAUGCUCAAAGAGUGCGUGAUGAAUAAUUAAUGACUAGCGAUAUACCUGGUUGCGUCAGUCAAAUCAAAUCCUAAUCACCUAGGAGCGGGAAGACUGCUUUCUUUUGUUCUUUUUAUUAUGUUUAAUACGGCUUUUCAUUCCUCGUACGGAAAAUAUGCAUAAGAGAAACGUACUCUCUGGGGCUUUUGCCCUACCGGGAUUAGCAAAGGAUUCCCAAAAAUCGACCCCAAGGGAUAGAAUUUCACGAAAACGACAAGAUAUCGAUCAGUAUGCAGUUGAGAUAGAAACGCCAAAAACUGCGAAAGCUUUUGCCAAAGGUACUACAAAAACAAAACAGACAGAGGACGACUCGUCGUGUCUUGUAGAUCGAAGAGGGGAGUUUUUACCUCAGCCAAAUAAUGGGAGACUGAAACAUUUAACCAAGUCUCGACCAAAAAGCCCUGCUCGUCGGCCUGGCAAUAACACAAGAAGAAAUAGGUCUCGGAGCCCCGAUCUUCGCCGAGAUUCUUUCGACUAUACUUUGGGAUUAAACAAUAAUACAGAAUCUGAGACUACAUAUGGUAAACAAGCGACUGGAGAAGCUGAGAAAAAAUACUCAAAUUCUUUAAACAAAAAUUCGAAUUAUGCUUCACGGAAAAGCAACGUAACAAAACAAGUAGUCGUCAAGGAUUUGAAUUUAUCUGCAAAUACGAUGGCAAGUAAUGGUGCCGUAAGCUCUGGAUUCGAUGUUUACUCCAAGGAAAGAGUGUCMUCGAAUAUUUAUAAUAGAAAAGACUAUGAUUCGGAAUCGUCGCAACAGGAAUUUAAUUCUUAUUCUGAUGAGGAUUUAGGUGACAUGUUAAUCGGUGAUUAUGUUGAUUCUGAUGAAUCAGUCAGUGACAAUAUCAAACCGCCGUUACCCUGCACUCCUCCACCUUUGGACGAAGAAAUUGUAACACAAAACGAGAAGGAUAAUUCAUUUUCGGGAACUAGAUCUCCAAAAGUGGAAUCUUAUAAGGCUCUUGUAGACAAGACAAAUUCAUCAGACAACAUAAAAGAGGAUAUCAGCAAAAACAUCCGAAGUAAUUAUAGCUGUAACGAUACAAAUAACGCCAAUAAUGACAUGCAUCAAUCCAAAACAUCAAGUAUAAAUGACAGUUCUAUUAUGUCUAAAAGCAACACAACUUUAUUGUCUGGACAAAGCGGUAGUACGAACUCUACAGUAAUGCAAUCCAUCAGCCAAUCUUCUCAUAGACGUCGUCGUUUCAAACCAGUAUCAGUGGAUGAUGUGAUUACAGAAUCAGAUACUCUUUUAAAAACAGUUAGCUUUAGAACUGACAGUAAUGACAGUGAAAAAGCAAAUAGAACGUUCCCAGGAAAUUACUCCGAGAUAUUGUCCUUUGAAUCUGGGAGUAGCAGCAGCAGUGGUUAUAAGAGAGAGAUUGAUUGGGGUCUUGGAACAGGGCCUCUCAAUACAAGUUUAAGCGAGUCUACCUUAAAACGUGGAACAAUAUUUGAAAAGUUUUUGAAGAAAAAAGAAAGGGAACCUGAUGAACACCAAAGUAAACAAGGAGUAGACAGUUCUGCAAAAGGACCUUUUGUCACUACCGAAGUGGAUGGAAAACUGGGCUUAAACAGUGAUAACAUGCUGUCAAAUAAUUUAAGUGUCUCUUUAAAGAGAAGUGAUGGGAGGGCUAUCGCAAAGGUUCAGGAAAAUAAUUCAUAUAUCAGAACUGAAGAAAAUAAUUCUUAUACUAAUUCAGGGAAACAAAUGAUAAACAAGCAAAAUUAUGAUGAAAAUAACGAGAAUGAAAGUACUUAUGAUACUGAUGGUUAUGUAACCAAUAUUAUUGAUUAUGCAGAUGAUGUUGAUGAUGAUAUCAAUGGUGAUGAUGAAGAUGACAAUCACCAUUCUCAUAUCAUCAAAGGCACUACAGAUCAUCUUAUGUUAGAUAGUUGCCAAGUGCAAAGCCAUUUUGAUAAUGACAAAGAUAGUAGUGCAAAUACUAGUGAUGUGGGGUCUGUCUCAAGUGCUUCUAUUGAAGAUGGAGAAGAUAUGACAGAUACUUUUGAUUACACUACUGAAAGAAGACAUUUUAAUGGUGUAUGUAGUCCAGGUGAAAUAUUACUUGACAAAGAAAGCCAUGAUAAUAAUAGUUUACAUACAACUCAAGGACUUUAUGUUCCUCCAAGGUGGGCUGAGAAUGAAGAUAUUACAGAAUAUUCACCUGAAAGAGUGAACAGGGAUAGAAAUGAUAGUGAUGAUGAUGAUGAAGGUAGAGAUGAGAAAUUAGAAACUGAAGAUCUUCAAGAUGAUGUGGACAAUAUGUACUCUGACAAUGAGGAUUAUGUUCAAAAUGCUGGCAAUGAAUCUUUAAAUUAUUUGAAUCAAGAUCUAGAUCAAGAUGAUGUUAUCUAUCCACCUCAUUUGUUUAAUGAGGAACAUGAAACCACUAAUGAUGAAGAUGAGGAUUUGUAUGAGCCCCCUCCAAUGUUUGCAAGUGACGAGGAGAAUGAUGAACUAGACUUUGAUAGUAUUCCACCACCUCUCACAAUGUCACCACUAAUGCCUACGCCAAGUAAAAAAGUUAUGCCUUUUCACAAGAUUCCUUUGGUUGACUGGACCGAAGACGAUGCCUUACACUGGCUACAGCACGUUGGACUCGGGCACUUCAAAGAACAAUUCAAAGCUCACCAUGUGGAUGGAAAGACGCUUAAAAAUAUCAAUUUUCAGUUAUUAGAGGAAAUCGGUAUCAGUGCUCCAGACGAAAGAGAGCUUGUCUUAUCUGAGAUUUACGAACUUGAUAACCCUAGUGAAGAAGAACAUUUAGAAGCUGAAAUCCAAGACGCUCUUGAAACAGCUUCCGAGCAAGAUAAAGAGAAGAUUCUUGCUGUCCUGACGGCCCUGCGAUCCCCAACCCUCAACCACUCGAUGGAAUUUCCAAAGCAGCAGUCACCACAGGAGUCAGGAUCUCCAAUGGACAGUGAUCCGGGAUACCACAUGUCGUCAGAUGCUACUUCAUUAGCAAGCAGUGUUACAGCCAGUGAUGAGCAUACUCGUACAAAUGUCACACCUAGUCAUUCCCAACAUUCUGAUUUGCAUUCUGCCUCGGGUUAUGGACAGGGCCAGGAGGAUACUAGAAAGGAGGGCCAAAAGGAAGCCGUACAACACAAGAAGACGAAGGAAAAGAAGAAGAAAAAAAGUAAAACCAACAAAAAAGAAAAGAAAAGCAUCUCUAAAUUCUGGGAUUCCCUAUCAAUCAGCCACAAGUCUUCUAAACUAACCAAGCUCUUCGGCUCUAAAAAGUUGAACCCUGCCAUGCAAUACUUACUGCAAUCUGGUCCACAAGGCAUUGUCCGAGUGUAUCCAACAGCUUUAUCUGGACAGACCAAAUAUUGUAGUUUUAUGGUAUCCAUGACGACCACUAGUGCCCAGGUCGUGCGCAUGGUUCUUGAUAAGUAUGACGUGGUUGCAGAUCCCCUGCGUUACUACUUGUGUGAAAUAGGGCUCGGUAAGGGAGGCGUAAAUCAAGUCCUGGAAGAAGGAGGCUGUCCCCUGACGUGGCAGUGUCGUUGGAACGACCCUGAAAAAUUCCGCUUUGAGAUGCGAAGUCGCGAUGAAGGCUCUGUCAGGAUGUUGUUUGAAAUGGAAGAAUACAAGGGCGACCUAGAUUACCGAUCAAUUGCCGUUUCCUCUAGAACACCAUGUAAAGAUGUCUUACCGCUGAUUAUCAAAAAGUACGAUCUGCCUGGUAAUGUAGAGGAUUACCAGUUGAUGGAGGUGUCUGAAGACAAUGAAGACGACAGACGCGUGGUGACUGAUCACGUGUGUCCACUAAGACUUCAAAUGGCCUGGAACGAGCCAGAUCAUGUGUUUCGAUUGGUUAGAAAGCACGUGACGCCUGUAACAAGUGCUCAUUCUUAUGUGGAAGACCAAGAAGAAACGCAGGAACAUCCAUCCCCUUCCUUGCCGCGAACAAACUCCAAUGCAUCGUCACUCAGAGAAAACUACUAUGAAACGGACUCAACUGACCACCAAGACAAUACCAGCGAGGAAGCUUUACCAGCAAUCAACCAAGAACUAGAGGAAGUCGUCAUGGAGGUACAAGACAAGAUCUCGGGGCAGCUUACACCUCAUGGGAACGUGUCUAGGACUAGAGGACAUUCUAAUACAGUGGACGCACAGGUGGAAGAACUCAAAAGAAAGGAUGCUGAAUUACAACUAAAAGAAAAGGAAAUACAAGAUCUUAAGAGAGAAAGAGAUGAACUGUUGGAAAAAGAAAACGAGUUGUUGGUUUGGAGGCUUAGGAAUAACGAACUGGUUGAGCGGGAAGAAGAGGUUGAAAAACUACAGAUGAGUUUUGCUGAAAAAGAAAACCAAGAACUACUAAAAAAAGAAAGUGAAUUAAACGAUUCAAGGUCUCAGUGUACACAAUUGUUGGUAAGAAAAAAGGAAAUGGAAGAAGUGGAACAACAGCAACAAGAAGAAUUGGAGGAAUUGCGGCAAAGGGUAAGGGAAGGAAAUGAGGAAUUACAAUUGAGAGAUCGUGAGAUAGAAAAAUUAUAUGCAAGGAAUAAUGAACUAGUUGGAAGAGAAAAAGAACUCGAAGAAAACAUGAAAGAUUUCAUGAAGCUUAAAAUGGAGUUGGAAAACAAAAAUGAAAGUAGUACAUCUUUGUCGAAGCAGGAGGAACUCGAGAACAAGAUCAAAGACUUGCUCCUCGUGAACGAAUCUUUACAAAACCAACUUGACGAGGCAAUGAAUGAGAGACUGACAGAAGAAAAAAACACCAAAGAAACGUUACAACUGCAAGAACGACUCGUAAAGGCUGAGAGCGAGAAAAAAGAACUGCAACAAAAACUCGAAGAGUUGCAGCGCAGAAAUCUUUUACUGGAACGAGGUGCCAAACUAAUUGAUUCCAUGAGAGAAGAAAACAAAGCACUUGUAGCAAAAGCUAAAGAAAUGGAUGAAAUGAAAAGGAAUAUAAUCCGGCUAACUUCACGGCUAAGGGAAGCUGAUAACUUAAGACUGAAUCAAGGUGAACUUGACGACAUGAAGCUUAGGAUAAGUAUCUGUGAGGCUGAGAAACAACAACUGCAGUCAAGAGUGGAAGAAGUCGAGCGGCAGAACGGUAACCUACGGGAAGAUCUACGGGAAGCUGAUCAACUGAGAAAAGAAAAUAGAUCUCUUAGAGAAAAGGUGAACGAAUUGGAAGACGUUCGCACGCAUGUGAAAACAUUGAGGAAAGAGAUACAAGAGGGAGAGGUGCUUCGAGAAAACUUAUUGAAGGUUCAAGGGACUGAAAAGUCACUGACAAAAGAGCUUAAAUCUAAAGAAGCAUUGUUAAAACAGAAAGAAGAAAAAUGUGAGCAGCAAGAGAAAAAGAUUAGACACAUGACUGAUGCCAUGAAGAAAAUGGAAACAAAAUUCCAAGAACAAGAUCAACAACGCGAGACUUUGAGUCGAUUGCUGAAUAUUAUCAAAGAAACAGAUCCUGGUCUUCUUAAAACUCUGCACAAAUCUCUACACACAAGUGAUACACAACCACAGCAGCAGCCAGGGGAAGGGGAACAAGACGAAGAAGACGAAGAAGACGAAGAAUGGUGCUAAAGGAACAACUAGAAUCCCCUAGAACUACUUAACAUGUUUAUUGGUUCUGGUCACAGAUUGAUGCAUCAUGGAUAAUCGUAUCAAAAAAAUCCAAGCUGGCGGAGGGUCCGCCAUCUUGGAUUUUUUAAAUCCUGAUUGCCCUUUGAUCCAUCAUUUCCCUCAAAAAAACUCAACAUGCUUUUACCAUAUUUUGAUGAUAUUUUAGGAAACAAGUUUAUGAAUGCAUUAUUAAAACACUGUUUGACUCACAUUUUGGAAACUAUUAGUGCACAUAUAUUUUAGAUAAAAACUAACGGUAUCAAAGAACUCAAAUUGUAAAUUUUAAUAAAGAAUAUAAUUUUUAUUGAUUUUUAUAAUAAUUCAGUGAAGAU
Actinia tenebrosa (Australian red waratah sea anemone) is the source of this 6018-nucleotide messenger RNA. RefSeq lists its product as uncharacterized. Gene Ontology annotation, biological process: signal transduction. Gene Ontology annotation, molecular function: protein binding. The record is from RefSeq and is a predicted model, not a curated record. Lineage: Eukaryota; Metazoa; Cnidaria; Anthozoa; Actiniaria; Actiniidae.